This is a messenger RNA of Arabidopsis thaliana (thale cress), 1519 nucleotides long. Its product is annotated as glycine-rich protein. The record is from RefSeq and is marked reviewed. The coding region runs from base 395 to 751 and encodes 118 amino acids. The transcript has 2 exons. NCBI's taxonomy places the organism in Eukaryota, Viridiplantae, Streptophyta, Magnoliopsida, Brassicales, Brassicaceae.
AGCAAAGUUUUUAAAAUUUAAAAUAAUUCUCGAAUGCCUCAUUAAUAUUAUCUUCUCGAGGAAGCGGAAACGAUUCACUGUACCUUUGAACACCCUAACCAGCUUUACUCUCUUCUCACUUCUCUCUUCUCUCUAAGGGCGAUGAUAUCUUGCAUGUGAGAUCUCGAUCUCUCGAUAUCCAAAUCCCCACAAAUACUCGCUUCUGAUCUGAGAAUCUACUACUUUCUAGCUUCAUCAAAGUUGUUGUGUAGUCGAAUCAUAUUCUCUCCAUCUCCGACGCUCGAUCGCUCUCUCUCGAACAGACCCGUAACCUAGUUCUAGUAUUAACGACCUGUCUCUCUCGUCAUCACUCCAUCUCCGACGUUUUCUCAGCUUUUACUUCUUCAACUUCAAGAUGAAUCUUAACGGCGGUGGUUCUGGCUCUAGUGGUUCUGGAUCUGGUGGUUCUGUCUCUGGUGGUUCUGGAUCUGGUGGUUCUGGCUCUGGUGGUUCUGGAUCUGGUGGUUCUGGCUCUGGUGGACGUGCUAAUGGUCGUGGUAAUGGUGGACGUGGUAGCGGCCGUGGUGGUGGCCGUGGAGAUGGCCGUGGAGAUGGUCGUGGAAUUGGUGGUGGUGGCCGUGGAAGAGGAAGAAUUCCGGCUGCAUUUAUGGGACGUGGACGUGGCCGUGGAAGGGGUAACCAUGGUCAAAUGUCCAUUGACGCCUUGCAAGCUCAGGAAGCAAGGAGAUUGAUGCCUGUUCUUCAUUCAUAGAGACCUGUUGGAACGUUGUGGUACGUGUGAAUGUCUCUCUUGUCUGCUUUGUUACGUGAUUAGGAUUAAUUGAAAAUAUGAUUUGGUUCACUAAUCAUAAUCUCUGAACUUGUGAAAUUGUUUGAAUGAUUUGGAUCAUGUUAAUAAUUGUGUUUGACUCAAGUAAAUUUGUUAAUUGGUUUACAUUAGCUUGAGAAAAACUGAAAACGUGAGUAAAACAAAACUUGAUUGUUUUUUAAACCUAAACGAAAUUAUCUACAUUUAACUGAAUUAUUUCUCAUUUGUAUAUUAUUCCAACGUCUAUUUGUGAAACAAAGCCUAAUUAAUUGUGUGUCUACUUUGUUAAUUCUCUGGAAUUGAGAACUUGUCAAAUUGUAUAACUGAAUUUAGUAUCAAUUCUUAAAUUCAUCACUGGUUUUAUAUAGAUGAGAUGUGGAAAAUUAAUAGUGUUACUUGUGUAUAACUGAACUUGUGAAAAAUUGUAUGAUUGAUAUCGAUCAAUAUCAUUUGUCUCUCUAGUUUUUAUAGAACAAAUUAGUUGUCUGCUUUGUUAUGUACUUGAUUAGGAUUAACAGAAAAUAUGAUUUGGUUCACAUUGAUCAUAAUCUAUGAACUUGUGUUGUUUGACUGAUUUGGAUCGUGAUAAUAAUUAUGCUUUUGGUUUUUAAGUUGAUGACAUAAUCAAAUUGAUUCUUUGUUAUUUAUUAAUUGUGUCUCUGGUUUUUAUAGAAUAGAAAUAAAAAUGACUUGUCUGCUUUGUUAUUUACU